CUGGGCAAAAUAAUCAGAAUCGAACCGAAAUAUUCGAAACCGAAACCAGACCAAUAACCUCAAAUACCCGAGUGAUUCCUAAUCCGAAAUGAAAACCGAACGGGUAUCCGAAUAUAUAAAAAUAUUAAUAUAUAUAUAACAUAACUAAAUAUAUAUUUUUAAUUUAAAAUUUUAUUAAAAUUAUCUAAUAAUAAUUGAAGAUAACUAAAUUAUUAUAAAGUAUCCGAACUAUCCGAAAGUAUCUGAAACUAUCCGAAUAGUUUUAUCCGAAAUAUCCAAAGUAAUCCAAAAUAUUCAAAAUAUUUAUCUGAAUCAUCUUAAUUAUUUAAAAUUUUACUCUAAAUAACCGAUAUUUUAUCCAAAUUAUCCAAACUAUCUGAACCCGAACCAGAUCCAAAUGAGAACCAGAUUUUUUCCGGGUAUUUUUUGGUUUCUACAUUUACUAUCCGGACCGAACUGAACCGAACCCGAAACUAUCCAUAACGGAUCAAACCGUCAAAUAUUAAAUAGAUCCUCUAGCUCCCUAUCCGAAACUCGAACCGAACCGAACCGAUACCCGAAAUGUCCAGAUCUAUAGAGGGUUAUACAAAAUGGCAUCGUUUCACAUGUACAAUUUGAGGGUGGUCUACACUGUCUGGAGUUAGCAGAAGUGUGGCCCAGUGGCCAGUAAUAUUCAUUAAAGAAAGCGAAAGGCCCGUCUUGACACCGACACCUUUUCUCGUUGACGACCCUCAUAUCGUCUCUACAUUCUAAAAGCACAAACCCUAUCGUUUAUUUCUAUAUAAAACGACGCUCAUUCCUCGGUUCUAUUUAACGAACGACAGGGCGUUCAAACCUCCGUCUUCCUCGAGAAGCUUCACUCAAAACUACAGAGAAUAAAAAGCUCCUAAUCAGUGUUAGGGCUCCAAAACCCCCGCCAUUUUUUCUCCUUCGCCGUAACCCUAAAUGACGUCUACUGCGGCGGACGGGAAGGCUGCGUCCCAAAACGACGCUUGUGCAUCUCCGUCGAUGAACUCCAAGGACUUCAUAGUCUCCGUCGCUGCUAACAUCGCCUCGCAGCCGCUUCAGAACUACGACUCGAACGUCUGGGGCGUCCUCACCGCAAUUUCGAACAACGCUCGCAAACGCCGCCAGGGAAUAAACAUACUUUUGAAUUCUGAUGAGCAUUGCUUCGGGAGGUUGCCGAGUCACGCGAGCUAUCAGGUUGAGUCGAAUGCUAUAAGUGGGAAUCACUGUAAGAUUCAUCGUAAGAUUGUCACAGGCGGUGAUGCGUCUGUCUUCUUGGAAGACACUAGCACAAAUGGUACGUUUCUCAAUUGGGAGAGAGUGAAGAAGAAAGGUCCUGAAGUCAGGGUUCAGCAUGGUGACAUUAUAUCUUUUGCUACUCCUCCUGACCAUGAGAAGGCCUUUGCAUUUGUAUACCGCGAAAUACUUGGAAACAAUCCUGCGGUUUCCUCCAUGAGUAGAAAAAGAAAAGCAGAGGAUAUAGCUUGUGAAAUUAAGAGGCCGAAGGGGAUAGGCAUUGGUGGUCCUGAUGGUCCAAUCUCUUUGGAUGAUUUUAAGAGCCUACAGAGAUCAAACACAGAACUGAGGAAACAGUUAGAAGCACAAGUGCUUACCGUUGACACUCUGCGUAAUGAGUCCCGGGCUAUUGUGGAGCUGCAUGAAAGUGAAAUAAAACAGAUGAAAGAAUCCGUAGCAAAAUCGUUUCAUAAUGAACUGGCUGAGCUGCGUGAGCUAAUUGAUACUAGGCAAAAAGAACUGGCGCAGGUCAACAAAGUAUCAGCUGAACAGAAGCAUUCCAUAGAUGACCUUGGCGAGAGACUAAGCGGUUCUUUGCAAUCUCUCAGUGAAGCAAAUGAAAUAAUUAAAAGUCAAAAGGCAACUAUAGAUGAACUGAAGACAGGGCUGGAUGAAGAGAGAAGUCAAAGAAAAGAGGAACGAGAAACUGCCGCUGCUGAAAUAAAAGCUGCGAUACAUAAAUGCCAAAUUGAGGCUCAGGAAGAAUUGAACAGAUUUUCUGAUGUUGCUAUGAGACACGAGAGGGAACAACAAGAAGUAAUCAACAAAAUGAAGGAGACAGAGAAAGAAAGGUCCACCCAAGUGGAAACUUUGAUGUCAAAAUUGGAAGAUACGAGGCAGAAGCUGGUCUACUCGGACAAUAGAAACCGUCAGCUAGAAGCUCAACUUUCCGAGGAGCAGCUUGCUUCUGCUAAUGCACAAAAAAAAAUGGAAGAACUAGACCUGGAAAUAAAAAGACUGCAAAAGGAUCUGGAGAACGAAAAGCAGGCAGCCCGAGAAGAAGCAUGGGCAAAAGUGUCUGCCUUAGAACUAGAGAUAAGUGCUGCUCUUCGAGAUCUUGACGUUGAAAGACAGAGACACCGUGGUGCUAGAGAAAGAAUCAUGCUCCGUGAAACUCAAUUACGGGCAUUUUAUUCUACGACUGAGGAGAUUUCGGCUCUGUUUGCAAAGCAGCAGGAACAGCUGAAGAACAUGCAGAGAACUCUAGAAGAUGAGGAAAAUUGCGACAAUAUUUCAUUAGAUAUUGAUCUUAAUCCAGUGAACAGAAGCCUCAUCAGAGGUAAUAAUACUCGGGAAGAUGUGAGAGCAACGAACUGUGCUGCCAAGGCAAGCUCCUCCACAUCAGGGCAAAGGUCUGAAAGAAACGAAGUCGUUGAUACGUCCUGCGAAGAUGCGGAUGCUACUCAGAAGCACGACUGUGAAAUCAUGAGUCAGGAAGGCCAAAACACCCAAGAAGCUGAUUAUGCAAGCUCCGAUAAAGUCUCCAAGGGUGGAUUUGGCUCCGACAUAGGCGUUGUUAGUACAGCACCCACUUCGGGAACAGACCCUGUAGGAACAGAGCAAGUUGACGAAACUCAGAGUCCAGGAAAUGAUCAUCUGAGGAAGUCAGUCAUCUCAGCUGGUGACACAAUGCAAAUAGACUUUGAAACUCAGGUUCGUGAAGGUGAUCAGAAUGAUGAAGCUGCUCUCUUGUUAAGGAACAACCCCUUGAACGAUGGAAGAGAUACGCAAGAGACAGAGGGAGUAGUCACUGUAAGAACGUCAGAUCUUUUAGCUUCUGAAGUUGCUGGGAGUUGGGCUUAUAGCACAGCUCCUUCUGUAGAUGGAGAAAACGAAGCCGAAAGAAGUAGAGAGGAUGAAGAGAGUCAGACUCAAAGAAUCAAGGAAGUGGCCACUCAAGUAGGCGAGAGUCAAACUAAAUCGACAGUUCCUGAGGUCCUGGACACUACAAGGAAAGCUGACGCUGAGCAAGUCGCUGUUGAGGAGACAGUGGGGAUCAUUGAACAGGGAAAAAUAAAUCAUGAUAAUGGUUCUUCCGACUCUGAGACAGUGAGUUGUUCUGAUACAGAUGAUGAUGACCAUGGGAAGGAGAAACUUGGUCCUGUCUCAGACUCGGACACAGAGGGUUCUGAUAUGAAUGAUGACAAGAGAGUGGAUCCGGAUAGUGAAGGAACCCAUGAAGCUGAUGGGGAUCAAAAAGACGUGGACAACAUGGACGAAGACGAUAAAGAUACUUAGCAACAAGAUCUUGCUCUCGGUUUCACAUAUUCGUUAACUUUCACUCUCUUUGCCAAAUCCAUCCUUGUUUUCGUACUCGUGGGGCUCAUUUUUCGUUUAAUUUCGUACAUUAGAAGUAAGUUUGUGUAGAUAGGGCAUGGCAAAUGGUAAGGUUGUAACAUGGGACUUGUAAUUUACGUGGGAACGUGAAUCUAAACGAAUUGAUUCAAUUUUUUUUUUGUGAAAUGUCUAUAUCAGGACAAAGUUUCUUUAUAAUGUAAUGCAAUGAUAGCACCGAUGGAACGAAGGGGAAAGGAGAUGGCUAAGCUAGAGAUGGGGCUAACAAUAUAGACAGAUGAAGAAAGAACCAAGUCAGAGGAAUCAUCAAUUGAUAAGCUGAAAGUUAAAAAAAGAGAGGUGUUGAUAGUGAGGAUUGAGGAGAAGAGGAGAAUCUUCUUUUACUAAAAUUUCCAUCAUUAUGAAAGCAGUAACUUACUUAAAAAAGAUGGCUAUAUAUAAACAAUAAUGGUAGAGAUGAUAGUGAUGAUAAUAAUGGAGUAUAACAAAAUGAUAACAAGUUUUGAAGACUUUGUAGUGAAGCGUGGAUGGGGAGGCGGUUUCAUUUCGGUGUUGACUAUCUCCUCCAGUUCCAUUGAUUCUCUCUUAUUACUUAAUUUGUCUUUGCAUUUCGAGUUUCAAAUUGAAAUAUCAAUACAAGAAAUGAGUACAUCUUUUUGUAGUGGUCCUCCUAGUCCUUUUCUGUCUUCUUUUUUUCUCCUUGUAUAUCAUCAAUACAUGUAAUGAGUAGAGUUUUUUUUGUCAAUGUCUAGCUUGAUAUUCUUAUUGAAUAUUAUGAAAUUUAGCUUUUUAGUGUUUCUUUUUUUUCUUAUUUUUAACUAGGUUUUAGAGAAUUUUGAUAUGGCUUAUUUAUAAUUCGUUGGUGAAAAACUGAGAAAUUAUAGUUUGUAAAAUAAGGAGUAUUGAUUGGGCCACUCCAAGGAAGGGGAUUGGGCAUAUGUGCAUGUGGAACUUGGGUUUGAGCAUUAAAAAGAAAAUAGCCCACAAAAAUCAAUAUGCACAAUGAUGAUGGUUGAUGAAUCUAUCGUCGUCGAGUGGGGAACGGGUGUUAAUACGGCAAAUGGGUGUGAUGAUUAUGAGAAGAAGAAGCCAAAUCGGUGGUUUCGUUUUCUAAAUUUAAUGUGUUUUGGCUUUUGCUUCUACUCCUACUCGAGUACUCUCAUGACUUUUUCCCCACUCACUACUACAACUACUACUACACAAGACAAAACAUACAUUUACAUUUGUAUGUGUUAAAUAAAAGUCACUGCACCCGAUUCGGUUGCAUUCAUUUCACACUUUUCUCCUCUUAUUUCGAUGUUUCAGAACCAUUUUUUUAAACUCAAGCUCCCUACCUCACGUGACCCAUCAUGAACCAUGAUUCCCUCUUGUUACCUUUUUGCAUUAUCUUCCCUGUCAACUCAUAUGAGCUUUAGUCUCUUUUGGAACAGAUUUAGUUAGGAUUUUAAUUAUAAAAGAGAAUGAAACAUACUAGAGAAUUGUAUUAAUUAUAAGAGGAUAUAAGGAACUAAAGAAGAUAUACACGAUUGCCUAACACAUGUUGUAAGCAGAAUCUAUGUUAUUAUCGUAGAAUGAAUAUUGUAAUCUACGGGGAAAAAGAAAAGAAAAACAAAUAGUGUAACUGGCGACCACAAUGAGUUGGAGUAAAUUAAAUAAAACUUUAGAACGUAAGUCUUGUUGUGCAUAUUUAACGGUGAUUAACCAUCAUUAGAUAUGACUUUCAAUAGAGUUGAAAAUUCUGGCUGGAUCAACAAUAUCUACCUUGGAGGCUCUUGUACGUAAUCUUUUUCCUUCGUGAAAAAGGCAAAAAAAAUUGAGACAAAGACUUGAUGAUUAAAAAGGUUUGAAGUAAAGAGAAACAAUUGUACUUCUGAGGAAGAUCGAGGUUUUCACGUACUCUUAACCUUUUUGACUUCUUUGCCUCCCCAACUAAUCAUGAUUUGACCCUUUUUCCAGUAAAAAAAAUCUGCCAAAUCGCUUCAUAAAACUCAAGAACUAUUAUUAAAAAUCAAAGAUUAGUCACAUAGAUGAUAUAAUAACCAGUUUAUUGUUUAGUAAAUGUGUAACGGUAUUGAAGUAAAAGUAAGUGUGUAACGGUGAACAUAAUGUUGGAGCAAGAGUCGAGCCUGGUUUCGAAUGUUGCUUUGGUGGUAUUAACUUAUAAUUGUAAUUGUCAUGAGAUUCAUAAAUUCCAUUCUUAUCUGAUAAAUAUUUGCUUGUACUAGUGAUUUAUAUUCACUAAAAAAAAUAAUAUAUAUAUAUAUAUAUACUAUAUAUGGAAACAAUAGUUGUUAAUGUACGAAUAACCAAAUGAUUCACAGAUUUGACUAACUGUCACAUAGACCCAUCAACCAUGUGAUUAAGUUGACAAAACAUGCAAACAAACAAAUCAAUAACAAAAGUUGAAUAGUUUGUUUAGUCGUGUGUACCUAUUAACGGUGAGUUUGAGCUUUUUAGGAAACAUCCUAAAUUCUUCUAAAUAGUACAAUUAACUAAUCAAUCAGUCUAAAAUAAUUAAAAAAUAUAUAUAUAGUAGAGAUGGAGACUAUUUUUGUUUACUUGUUCUUCUUCAUUGCAUCUUCAGAAAAAAUUUCAACUUCAUCUUCUCCCUGUCCCUUUGUAAUCAUGAUUCUUCUUUUGCCAUCAUUACCUUCAAAAGAAGCCUCUCUCUCUCUCUUCUCUCUCCAAAAAAAUGCAAAAAACUUUCAUCUAUAUAACGCCUCUAUAUCCAUCUCUCCAGCUACCCAAACACUUCUCACUUCUUCUUGUCUCUCUCUCUUGAAUCUCCAAAGAUGUGUUUGAGUUCUUCACAACCAUUCUCAGACACACCCACGAAAUUAGUUUUGUACCUCAAAACACAAACCCACGUUCGUAUCCCUCGCCUAUCCAGGAGGAGAAGGAUGUGGAGGAAAGAAAAAGAGAUGGAGAUGAAAAAUAUAAGGCUUUACAUGGAGAACCAAUACAUCAUACAAGAGAAUGAGAAACUCAAGAAGAAAGCUCUUCUUCUUCACCAAGAAAACAAAGCUCUCUUCUCUCAGCUUCAGACCAAAAAAGUGUCACAUGUUCCAUAAACAAAAACCUUACCAUCAUCAACAACAAGCACCAAGAUCAUAUCCUUCUGCUUCUUCUUUAGUGAGUCAAUAAUAAUAAAAAUCUAAGGGCUCUAAACACACACCAGGUCCUAUUAUCUAAGUGGGUCUUAUAAGUUAGAAUCAAGGGUUUAGUGUCAUUGGGGUAUACAUCUAAUUUAUUUGUUUCUUUUUUAAUAGUUUCAUCUCCUUGUUAUCUUUUUAGUCUUUUUAGUAUAUGUUUAUUCAUCUUUUUAAUAUAUGUAAUCUCCGCAUGUGUGUUCUUUUGUUAAUGGUUAAUCUACCUUUUAGCUAUUU
Messenger RNA from Brassica rapa (field mustard), 6983 nucleotides. RefSeq names its product protein lava lamp. Gene Ontology annotation, molecular function: protein binding. The record is from RefSeq and is a predicted model, not a curated record. Lineage: Eukaryota; Viridiplantae; Streptophyta; Magnoliopsida; Brassicales; Brassicaceae.